This is a messenger RNA of Serpula lacrymans var. lacrymans S7.9, 1818 nucleotides long. RefSeq lists its product as uncharacterized. Gene Ontology annotation, cellular component: membrane. Gene Ontology annotation, molecular function: magnesium ion transmembrane transporter activity. The coding region runs from base 1 to 1719 and encodes 572 amino acids. The transcript is spliced from 6 exons. Lineage: Eukaryota; Fungi; Basidiomycota; Agaricomycetes; Boletales; Serpulaceae. The record is from RefSeq and is a predicted model, not a curated record. Gene Ontology annotation, biological process: magnesium ion transport.
AUGACCAACAGCACAAAGCCAGAUAUUGAUCUUGGAUUCGACCUUCCUCACCUCACCCUCCAGACCAGCAUUGGCAUCAGUGUUGCCAUCGCUGGAAACAUCCUCAUCUCAUUGGCGCUUAACGUUCAGAAACUCGCUCAUAGACGUCUAGAGAGGGAGAGAAAGAAGGCCAAGCGAGAAGGAACGAAUAGAGCACGCAAUGAUACCGCGAGGCAAGGUGAAAGUGGCCCAGCAAGUUCUGACGUCGAGCUGGACAACAACCCAAUUGUCUCUGAUGGCUUCGGGGACGAGAGGAAUGACGAUAUCGAGCACAGUCUUCUCCUUGAAAACCAGCCGCUGCUGCCGACUUCUUCCCCUUUGCGACCGACCUAUGGCAUGAGCGCGGGCUCAAGCGCCUCCACUGAUGACAGACGGAGUACGACCAGCAGUGGUAGCCUAUCACGAGGUCGCCGAGGUGCAAGACAUCAAAGGAAAUCGAGUUUCUCGUUGCAUUUCAUACCGUUUCGUAUGAGUUUUGGUAAAAGCCAGAGCCAGAAGAUCAAUGCGGAUGCCCACAUGGGCCCUAUAUCAGUAGACGAGGUUGGUAUUCACAACGGACAUGGUGGGUUUAAGCGGAAUCAGAAUGCUGGUCAGAAAAAGAGCGCAGAAGAAGAGGAAAAUGAGAGUGAUUAUCUUAAAUCCCGCCUCUGGUGGUUUGGUUUUUCUUUAAUGAACAUUGGAGAAUUGGGCAACUUCAUUUCAUAUGCAUUUGCUCCUGCAUCGGUAGUUGCACCUCUAGGGACUUUCGCACUCAUGGCAAACUGUCUAGUUGCACCCCUCAUGCUUGGCGAGCGAUUCCGCAAGCUUGACCUACUUGGUAUCUUACUCGCGGUGAUAGGCGCGACUACUGUCGUCCUAUCUACACCUUCGCCUGACGGCACGCCACCACCCCUUACACCUGAUGCACUUCUUGUUGCGAUCUCGCAGCGAGCUUUCCAAGUCUUCUGUAUAGUAUACUUGGUCGGCGCUGUGAUACUGGGCGUAUUAAGCGAGGGCGCCAUCGGUCGAAAAGUCGUAUUAGUGGAUAUAGGGCUAUGUGCAAUAUUUGGAGGAUUUACAGUUUUGGCAACGAAAGGUGUCUCCACAUUGCUGACAAAGGAGUGGGGCAAAAUGUUUAUGGAAUGGAUCUGCUAUCCCAUACUCGCUGUGCUCAUUAUCACGGGCAUCCUCCAGGUCCGAUAUCUCAAUCGAGCACUGAAACGAUUCGACUCUAAGCUCGUCAUACCGACACAUUUCGUCCUGUUUACACUAUCGGCCGUCAUUGGCUCCGCUGUAUUGUACGGAGACUUCAAGCGUGCAACGUUUCAUCAAAUGGUGACAUUCCUGUACGGAUGUGGCGCGACCUUCCUAGGGGUAUUUGUCAUUGCAUGGGCUCCAAGUGGGAGUGGAAACGAAGAAGGAGGUACGGAGAAUGGAGGGGACGAAGGGGACGGCGAGAGUGCUGGAGGAAACGUGGGUGUUGGCUCGUUGAGGCGACGCAGCCGUGCGGCGCUGGUGCCGGCGAAUAAAACGCGCGAAACACCGAUUCUGAGGAAUAAGCAGAGUGGGAUGAGCUUGAUGGGGUUGUCACCGGCCCAGCAUCUGUUGCUUAUACAUACGCCGCCGAGAGACCGGCCGGAUUAUUGGGAAAGAGAUGAAGAAAGCAGGAGUGCACCAGGGAGCGUCUUUGGAGGCAGAUGAGGAGGAUUGUUGUUGUCGCGAAAAGGGUAUGUAAAUAAAAUAAUAAUAGUAAUAUGCUAUAAUUGUAAAAUGACGACAAGGUGGGUGAUUACCUAAAAA